This is a messenger RNA of Acanthoscelides obtectus, 945 nucleotides long. The record is from the annotation of a GenBank genome assembly. Lineage: Eukaryota; Metazoa; Arthropoda; Insecta; Coleoptera; Chrysomelidae.
GCAGAAUUGGAAGAAGAAGUGAGAAAAAUUAUGGAGGGAGGAGUCAGUGAUCCAGAUCCAUUUGAGGAUAGUGGCAGUGAUUGGGAAGAAGAUAAUAUUGAAGAAGAAUCGAUGAAGGGAUCAGAUGAUUCAAAUGAUGAAUUCUAUUUGGACGAGAAUGUUCCUAUAAAUGAACAAGAAACGACUACUUCGGCAGAGAAAAGGAAUGAUGACGGCCAUGUGAACUCCGACGAUCCCGUACAUCAACCUCAACUUGAACCUUGUAAAACAAAUCACUUUCUAGUUAAACCCAAUAUUUUGAGUUUGAAAGGAAAGAAUGGUCAGAGAUGGACAUCAACAAAGCCCAGCAGAACUAAAAGAACUGCUUCAAGAAACCUCAUCCAUUUUGUGGCAGGCCCGAAAGGUGAAGCGAAGGAGUAUGUGACACUGGAAGAAUAUUUUUUACAUUUCUUCUCUGAUCCUAUUCUUGAUAUAAUAUUACUACACACUAAUGAAGAAAUUGUACGACAAAGGCAAAAUUACACGGGUAACAACAAUGUGUCACCUACCACUAAAGAAGAACUACAGGCGCUGUUUGCAAUUUUGAUACUCUCGGCUGCCAAGAAAGGCAUCCAUCUAUCUGCCAGACAUAUGUUUGAUAUGACGAUUUCUGGUUCCUUCUAUAGAGCCUGCAUGAGCUGUGACAGAUUUAUGUUCUUACUGAACUGUCUCAGAUUUGAUUUAAGAGAAACAAGACAGGAAAGAAAAAUUAAUGAUCCUUUCACCCAUAUCCGUGAGUUAUGGGAUAUUUUCAUUGAAACUUGCAGAUCAUCAUAUACACCAUCUUCUUACCUCACUAUAGACGAACAGCUUUUGGGAUUUCGUGGACGAUGUCCAUUCCGCAUGUACAUACCGAAUAAACCUUCAAAGUAUGGUAUAAAAAUUGUCAUGCUAUGUGACAACUAA